AUGCCACGAGCUGGUCCCGCAUGCCUGACCUGCCGGCAAAAAUGCCGUAAGUGCGAUCGUGCUCGUCCUGAUUGUCAACGAUGCAUCUCGAAAGGUUUAGUAUGCGGGGGAUAUCCAGAACAGUUCCGAUUUUGUGGAAUUGCCAGUCGAGGUAAAUGGAAGGGUGCUCGCAUCCCAGUGAGCAGUAGAAGCUCCACCAGAACACGAACAGGAGUAAGCGAUGCAGCCUCGGAGACCAAUGUAUCGACGCAAGAAGUUACUGUGACUGCUCGGCUACCUUCAGAAGGUGACCAAACCUCUGCAGCCACCUCAAAUGAUAGCUCGAAGUCCCCAGAGGAAGCGCCUGUCCCGGGAAGCCCUCCCGCAAAACGCAGCCGGCCACUGCCAGAGCUUCCAGACGAUGUUACCACACUUCUCAAUUCUCCUGACACAGCCAGAUUGCUAGGCCACUACGAUGAGAUUGUCUGCCCUCAUCAGAUAGCUGAGGUGGGAGAUGACGCAGAAAACCCAUAUCGAGCGUACAUUCUCCCGUUGGCCCGAAAGAAGAUCGGCUUGUUGUAUGCCGUUCUUGGACUUGCUGCUUCUCACCUUGGGCGACUGACUGACGACGAGUUCCUACACGAGGCUACUGCAGUCGAGUACCGAAUGAAGGCCAUACGUGCGCUCAGCGAGGAAAUCCGCAAGAGCCAGAGGACGUCUCUGCUCGAAGACGAGCAGGAUACUGUCUUGGCGAUAAUUCAGGUUUUAUUACUUCAUGAUAUUUGCGAAUCAGGGGUUUCGAGCCAUGGAAUUCAUAUCACAGGCGCCAUGUCCGUCUGUAAACAGCUGCUCAUUGCCGAGGGACUGCAUGGUCGACGUCAGCGGGCUGUGUUCUUUCUUGGUAACCUCGCCUGGCUUGAUAUUAUUCGAGCAUUUGCUGGAUCAGAAAGAAUGUGUUUUUCCCAGGAUAUCCGCGAGUUGGUUGCUUGCGCAAGCGAUAAAAAGUUCGAAUUGGUAAACGGGUGUCCUAGAGAAGUCUUCCUGGUCAUUGGUGGAGCACUGGAGAAAGCAAAGGAAUACACACUGGGUUGGUCAACCUGGGAUGAGUAUCAAAUUGCCUUGCUCCUAGCGAGGCAUAAGCUCUACUCGUGGGACCCACAAGGGAGGAAGUAUCCUAGUACUGACCCUCUUUGGCUGGCCAUCGCGGAGGCUUUUCAGUUCGCAUGUAUACUGCGCAUUCUUCGGUUAUUAGACCCGUCCAAGCCAGCAAGCAGUCUGGAUAUACACGAAUGUGUCAGAAGGAUUCUUGACGCAACGGCGUUGAUCUCUUCGGACUGCUCGUUACUGGAGCUUCUCGUCUUACCUGUUUUCAUGGCAGGAGCGGAUUGUCUCUCGCGCCAUUCGCAGUAUUAUGUUCUGACGAGACUGCACGAAAUCGAGCGGAGGUCGGAAUUUCGCAACCCAGUUCCAGCUGACUUACUGAGAAAGGUGUGGGAUGCUCGUGCAGCACAGGCACCAGAUGAUUCCACAAACAUCUCAUGGACGACUUUCACACACUGUCCAGGAUUGGCGCGACAACACGAUUAUUUGAUCAUAUGA
Messenger RNA from Aspergillus ibericus CBS 121593, 1578 nucleotides. Its product is annotated as Zn(II)2Cys6 transcription factor. The transcript is spliced from 6 exons. Gene Ontology annotation, biological process: positive regulation of transcription by RNA polymerase II. Lineage: Eukaryota; Fungi; Ascomycota; Eurotiomycetes; Eurotiales; Aspergillaceae. Gene Ontology annotation, molecular function: DNA-binding transcription factor activity, RNA polymerase II-specific; transcription cis-regulatory region binding; zinc ion binding. The record is from RefSeq and is a predicted model, not a curated record. Bases 1 to 1578 code for a protein of 525 amino acids. Gene Ontology annotation, cellular component: nucleus.